ACCUAUUGCGCAUGCGCACAUUCGUUCAAUAAUCAACAUGUCGGCCGGACUCUAAUGGAAAGCUGUGUACAGUAGCUCUAAAAGUUCUGUACGAAGCAGAGAAACUCAACCAUUGACAGAGCUAUAAGUGUGCUUUGCUGGUAGUCUGAUGCUUGCCAUGGCUCACCAUAAUCAUUAUUCUGAGAAAAUUAACCUUAAAAGGCAACAUUCACUUGUGUUUUGUGAUACAAUUGAGCAGCAGAUGCACGAGGAUAUAACUCGAAAAAGGCAAGCUACAGAUUCAGGUGUUUUCAAACCCAAUCAAGCAAGAAAUUACCAUUCUUAUCAUGAUUUCAAUAAACCUGAACAGAUGCAUAGCCACGCUUUUGAUACAUGUACAGGACCUAAUAAACAGAGAAUUGGAAGUUUGCCAGACAAUUUCUCAAACUCACCAAGCUCUAAUAGAAACUCACUGUAUAUUAGAAAUACCACAAAUUCCAACAACAUUGACAAUUUAACAAGACAAAUGGGUUCUUCAUCAGAAAGCAAUAAUUUGGUUGCUCAAAAUAGGUCUCCAUUUCCCCAUCCUGUCAAAAAAGCUCCUAAUUUUUCUGUCAUUGAAAAAAUAGUCCCAGGACACAGGCAAUUCUUAGAUAGACCUUUUGCUCAAGCCAGAAGACAACUUGCAGAUAAAAAGCGGCAAAGUUACCCAGCACAAAAUGAGCAUGGACACACAAUUAGGAACGAUAGGCGUGCAUCGUUGGGGUCUCCCCCAAGAUUCAAUGACAAGGGGCCAUUAAAGAGGCGGCAUUUCUCGGAAGUUACACCCUCCAGCUAUGAUGGCUACAGUAACAAAAGGUUGCGGCAUGGUAGUGGACCUCCAGUGGGGAAUGCUCCGUGGUCUGAUGAGCAACAAUAUUCUCCCCAUUGCAGUUAUGAGACUCCUUUUAACAUUGAUACCUUGAGCAAUGAGAUUAUGGCUGAAUCUGAGAAGAAUCUACAAACAGAAGCCACUCUGGAAAAGAAAAUGAAACUCAAGCAAGCACUUGAGAAUGUUUUCCAAAGAAGCUUCCCUGGGUGCUCUUUACAUCUGAGUGGAUCAUCUGUGAAUGGACUAGGUACUGAUGAAAGUGAUGCAGACUUUUGUCUCAUGCUCACACAAUGGGGUGAGAUUGACCAAAAACAGGAAGCAAGAAGAAUCCUGAUGAUGUUGAAUCGCAUUCUUCAAUCUUGUGAUUUUAUAAGAGAAAACCAAGUGAUCUUUGCCACAGUACCUAUUGUAAAGUUCGUUGAUGCUGUGAGCAAUUGCGAGUGUGAUAUCAACAUAAACAACCAUGUUGGAAUCAGGAACACGCAUCUACUGCGCGCCUACUGCCUGGUUGAUAGUAGGGUUAAGCCUUUGAUUAUGAUCGUGAAGAAAUGGGCGAAGAAACAUCAGAUAAACGAUGCUAAAGAUGGAACACUCUCCAGCUACGCCCUCAGUCUAAUGGUCAUCAACUACCUGCAGUGUGGAUGUGCGCCUCCUGUUCUUCCAUCUUUGCAAAAAAAGCACCAGGAUUUAUUCUCACAGCAUCGUGAUGUCACCAAACUGUUGGAGGAGGACACUGCAAGUGUUUUGCAGAAACGAAGGAGUUUCAUGCCCAGGAAUAACCAGAGUGUUGGGUCCCUUCUUGUUGGUUUCUUCCAGUACUAUGCCAACACUGUCAACUGGGACAAAGAAGUGCUGAGUGUGCAAGAGGGGGCACGUUGUCCACGAGAUUACAAGUGGAGAACCAAGAUGAUGUGUAUCAAUGAGCCAUUUGAUGGGAAUAACGUUGCUAAGACUGUCUACAUCAAAGCCAAGUUUAAAACUAUCAAAAUGAAGAUAAGCCUGGCAGCCCACACUUUGCUGGUCUCUCCUUCACUGAAGAGCAUACUGUAAAUACUGCACAAAUCAGGAAACCCAGUGUCUUUAGUCACAGCUUCUAAUGCUAAACAAAAAGAAACCAGAUGACAAAAGAGCUUGAAAUAGGGGAAGAAGGGAGCAGAGGGAUGGGAGGGUAUGGAAUGAGAGAUGUCUGAUCACAAAUAUGCUUGGCUUGGCAUGAUUUUCAUGCCUACUAACAGCAAUGCUCAGAUUUCAGGAAAUGGUGAAAAUAUAAGAACAGUUGGAAGGGGACAGGAUGGGGAGUUGUGGAAGGAGGUUGAGAGACAGCAUGAUCAGCAGAGUAAGACGGAGGCAGAGGGUGCAGCAUGAUGGGGAAGGGGAUAGUAAAGGGGGUGGGGGUGAGAGUAAGGCAAAUGAAAGUCAACAAAAAGAGGGUUCAAACAGAGGUUAAGGGUUGAUAAGGGAGGGGAUAUGAAGAGGUUUGGGAGGCUAAAGGGCAUGUGUAAGAGGAAGAGGGACGGGAAGGAGGUAAGGUAUGAUGGGGAGGGGUAUGGAAAAGGGGCAAGUUGUUAUUUGAAUGGGUACAGGUAGGAUGCGAGGUGUGAGGGGAAGGGGGUUGGGAAGGAGCUAAUGUGUGAGGAGAAGGGGUAUGGAAAAGGGCGGGAAAGGGGCAAGGUGUUAUUGGAAGGGGUAGGGCGCGAGGUGUGAGGGGAAGGCGGACGGGAAGGAGUAAAGGUGUGAGGGGAAGGGGGCAUAAGGGAGUCUGAAACAGGCAUUGUUAGAAGGGUAAGGGAAUGGCCAAGUGUGUAGUGUAGAAUGUAACAGGACAGAGGGUACUAAAGGGAAUUUGAGGAUAUGAGGAAUAGGAUGAAAUGCUGAAGAUGACAUGCGCAGAGAGUGGUAACAGGAGAAGAGGGGUGUGGCAGUUAGUGAGCUGAGGUUAGUUAGUGAGAAUGAGGUUAGUUCGUGAGGGUGAGGUUAGUGAGGAUGAGGUUAGUUAGUGAGGGUGAGGUUAGUGAGGAUGAGGUUAGUUAGUGAGGGUGAGGUUAGUGAGGUGAGGUUAGUUAGUGAGGAUGAGGUUAGUUGGAAACGUGUGAUAGCUGUCAAUUAUGGGUGAAGUGAAUAUAUAAAGGAAGACUUAAAUGCCAAAUGCAUAAUGCCAAUACCUCUUUACAAAUGUUAAAAACUGUUAUCGUUAAUGGCGUUGAUGUUCAAUGGCAAGGCACAGCGUCUACUACAGACACGAGAAUCUGGAAAAAUGUAUAGUAGGUAUAAUAAAUGUAUAGAGAGAGAAUGUUUGUAAUGAUAUAGAAUUCAAUAAUUAGCUUAACUAUAGAUCAUCAUAUAUUUAUUUAUAUAAAGGAGUUUAUUAAUAAAGAAUAUAAAUUUUUAAAA
Messenger RNA from Nematostella vectensis (starlet sea anemone), 3241 nucleotides. RefSeq names its product poly(A) RNA polymerase GLD2. Gene Ontology annotation, cellular component: cytosol. The record is from RefSeq and is a predicted model, not a curated record. Lineage: Eukaryota; Metazoa; Cnidaria; Anthozoa; Actiniaria; Edwardsiidae. The coding region runs from base 149 to 1900 and encodes 583 amino acids. The transcript is spliced from 14 exons. Gene Ontology annotation, molecular function: nucleotidyltransferase activity.